CAGCGCCGCGCCACCCCGAGAGACUGCCAGCUAUAAGUAGUGCCAGCUUAGCAUUCUCUCCCAUCCAAGGUUUUUUUUUCUUCCAUUGGCUGCCGUUAUGUUCAUUAAACCGAGCGACGGUGAAAUUCAAAGCUAAAAGACGGGGUAGUUUGUCACAAGUUAAAUCUGUUCACCAGUCGAUGCCAGAAAUGAUUCUAACUUAAAUAUCGACCCACAAGUGCUUAAAGUCCUCCGUCUCUUUGGAAGCAAAGGAAAGCAAAAGCAGCAAGCACCUGGUGCGAUUUUCAAAAGGAGCUAUUUUGCCUGGUAGUGCAUCAGUGUUUAUUAGUUCUUGUUGCAGUGGCCAUUUUCUGCUCUUCCGUUUGACCCUGCUGAUACUUACGGUAGCAGUAAAGCUAUGAGACUGUGUGCUCCCUGUGAACAGAAUGAUGCCCAGAGUCUCAUUCUUGCUGCUCACAACCCUACUGGGAAUUCUGGGGAUCUUGUGUGUGGUGUUCACAGUCUACUGGACCCAACACUGGCUUGGUGGCUUUGCCUGGGAUGGUUCUUCUAAGAUGUUUAACUGGCAUCCAGUUUUCAUGGUAACAGGCAUGUUGGUCUUGACUGGUGCAGCAGUGCUAGUGUAUCGCGUGCCCCUCUCUUGGUCGGGGCCCAAGCUGCCAUGGAAGCUGUUGCAUGCAGGAUUGACCUUGGCAGCAUUCAUCCUAAUUGUCCUGGGACUGGUGGCCGUCUUUGAAUAUCACAACAAACAGGGCAUUGCCAACAUGUACUCCCUACACAGCUGGCUAGGGCUUGGCGCUGUGCUGCUCUUCUCCUGUCAGUGGGCCAUGGGCUUUGCGUCCUUCUUGCUGCCUUGGGCUCCCACCUGGUUCCGAGCCUUGUACAAGCCCAUCCAUGUCUUCUUUGGCUCUGCCAUCCUCCCUUUAGUUGUGGCCGCCUGCAUCUCGGGCAUCAAUGAGAAGCUUUUCUUCAAACUAACAAACACAACCACACCCUACUCUCAGCUUCCUGCAGAGGCAUGGUUUGCCAACAUAUUGGGGAUGCUGAUCCUGGUCUUUGGACUACUGGUGUUGUUUGCCCUUGCCAUGCCAGCAUGGAAGCGUCCAGAUGUGAAUUUCCAAGAUACCCAAGAGCCCUUGCUACAGGAAGAUAAAUGAAACAGCAAACAGGAAGGAUUGUGAUCCAGACCUGUGUGGUGGCCUGUUCUCCACUGAGAUCUUCAGCCGUUCUUGCUUCUGUUUUCAGUGCAAGAGUUGAAACUUUAAUUGUGGCAUUGAAUUGUCUGGUCUUCUGGGUACUUGAUUAAUUCCCCCCACCCCACCCCCGGCUUGCUCUUGUUGAGUUGCUGAGCUGCUGGAAAUCCAGGUAUCUCUCAACAAUUCAUUUCUUAGUUACUAUUGUGCCAUUAUGACAAGUUCCCAGAUUUUUGUAAUUCAUGGACUUAUUAGAAACCUAAAUUAUCAGAUGAAAUAAAGGAUUCCUUCUAAUUGUUUUACUGUUGGAUUUACAGGUGCUUCCACACUAGGUGUUUAGUGUGGAAUUGUCAUGCUUCAGGCAUUCACUUCUGAAUGGGGCAUCCAUACAGUACUGACAUCCAUGUAUUGUCCCUCCUGUGUUUUCUUGUGACUCUUGUCAGGUAUUUGUAUGUGUUUAAGAAAAGAAAAACAGCACAAUUCUGAAGGUGUCUGCGGCCUUAGCAAAUCCAUCUUCUUAAAGGGUUGGAGUUUCAAUGAGUGUGUCCAGAUGAGGGUCUACUGCUAUCAAUCAUGACUCUCCCAUUACAGUAUAAGCAGAAGUGCAACUGAUUAUCCACCUGUCUCUGGUGCUUUGAUGCAGUGUCAUUAUAUUUUGUCCACAUGGUGGCCAUGACAUAACCAUAGCUGCCAAGUUUUCCCUUUUCUCGCGAGGAAGCCUAUUCAGCAUAAGGGAAAAUCCCUUUAAAAAAGGGAUAACUUGGCAGCUAUGGACAUAACUGUAUGGAAAAGGUUAUAUCCUUCUGUUUCUUCACCUGUCGUUUGGCUGUCACACGUCUCCUUUUCCUUACAUUUUGAAGUGGGUGCUUCUUAGCACCAUUUUAACUCCCUGCUUUGUGAGCCCUCCUGUGUGACUGUGUUUACACAAUUAGCAUAAUUGCAAAAAAAACACCUUAAGUAAAAAAGAGUGCUUGCAGUUUACUUCCAAGUAAACAUCGUUAGAGAUCAGGCUCUAUAUCCCGUGGAUUUCACUUGAGAAUGACUAAUCCCUAAUUCAGUCAAUUUUAUAACCAGAUCCAAUUGGACAAUCCAGCGUAGUCAGUUCAACAACCCAGCUAGAAAGCAUGCUAAAUUGAUUCCCCGCCCCUUUCUUAUUGGUUGCAGUAUUUUACCACAGCACAAUUGUUAAUUUUUUUAAUAGAACAGGGACUGGAGCAGGCAUCCCCAAACUUCGGCCCUCCAGAUGUUUUGGACUACAAUUUCCAUCUUCCCAGACCACUGCUCCCGUUAGCUAGGGAUCAUGGGAGUUGUAGGCCAAAACAUCUGGAGGGCCGCAGUUUGGGGAUGUCUGGGCUGGAGGAUUGUGGCCUUGCAGGAUUACUGCUGAAACCUACACCUUGGUACUUGGAAGUUAGCACUACUCUAUCUUAAUGCAGUUUACUAAUAAAAUAGCUAACUGAAGUGUGUAGGUUAAGGUAACCUCAUUCUUCUUGUUGUUGUUGUUGUUUAGUCGUGUCCGACUCUUCGUGACCCCAUGGACCAUAGCAUGCCAGGCACUCCUGUCUUCCACUGCCUCAUUCUAGGGAACAAUUUAUUAAGGCUGAAAGCUGGUAGAAAGGAGGUGGGGUGCAGCACAUGAAAUGGUUUUUAAACCAGACGUACGUGGUGGCAGGCCUUAGAGAAAGGAGCAGUCAUCUCCAACAUGUCAGCUACCUUCCUCAGGGAAAACAACUCCCAGUGUGUUUCAUACGGCAAAAAAAUCUGUAUGUGCAACCUUAAAACCUUUUUUUAAAAAAUAGCUAUUAUUUAUUCAAAAGGAAAGUUACACUGACCAAAAUAAACGUGAUCUUGAG
This is a messenger RNA of Zootoca vivipara (common lizard), 3046 nucleotides long. RefSeq names its product cytochrome b561 family member A3 (gene CYB561A3). Lineage: Eukaryota; Metazoa; Chordata; Lepidosauria; Squamata; Lacertidae. The record is from RefSeq and is a predicted model, not a curated record. Gene Ontology annotation, cellular component: lysosomal membrane. Gene Ontology annotation, molecular function: oxidoreductase activity.